This is a messenger RNA of Mauremys reevesii (Reeves's turtle), 3288 nucleotides long. RefSeq names its product insulin gene enhancer protein ISL-2-like. Gene Ontology annotation, cellular component: nucleus. Gene Ontology annotation, biological process: neuron fate specification; positive regulation of transcription by RNA polymerase II; axonogenesis. The record is from RefSeq and is a predicted model, not a curated record. Lineage: Eukaryota; Metazoa; Chordata; Testudines; Geoemydidae. The coding region runs from base 986 to 1972 and encodes 328 amino acids. Gene Ontology annotation, molecular function: DNA-binding transcription factor activity, RNA polymerase II-specific; cis-regulatory region sequence-specific DNA binding. The transcript is spliced from 5 exons.
UUGGGAUGGAUUUAGGCUGGUUUGACAUUGGAUCUGUCCGCUGCCAUGGCUGCCAUGUCAGGGUUGUGCCAACCCGGCAGAGCUCGCCAACGGCUUCGUCCGGGCACGGAUGUGUCCCUCUCUCACUUGUAUUUUAUGGUUCUCUCUCUAUUUCUGCCCAAGGCCCAUAGAAUGGGGCUCCACAACUGUCAUCUCUGGGGGAGUUCCUGGUUCGGGGACCGGGGGGCAGUUGUCCAUACACCAUGGCGAUGGGUGCAGUGGGGAACGAACUCUGAACCUGGGGAGGUGAAGGGAGCUUGGACUGUAGCAGCUUAAAGUCCAGGUUGAGGUCUUGCUCUGGAGCAGUGCCACUGUGGCCACCAAAAACGACCUCAGGAGGUGUGAGGCACGGUUAGCGAGCCCCUCGGCAGCUGGGAAUCGACGACGCCCUGUUGACGUCAGCGGGGCCGCCUGACACCAGCAGGAGAGCUGGCCCCAGGCCGGCAGCAAGAGGAAUCGAAGCACUGGGCCGGGGUUUUCUAGACCAGAGCGCAAGGAGCGGGGCUGGCGGCGCAGCCUAAGGAUGCUGGGGAGAAGGGGAGUGACGUUUGUGCCUCGUGAAGGGUAAUUUUCCUAAGAGGGAGGCAGCUCGUGGCGUCUCCUUAAUGAAGGGGCGGGCGGCCUGUCAGGGAAUUAACCUAACAGAUGGGGGCCGAGUGGGUAUAAAGGGGGGCUGGCCCCCCCAUGGACUGUCAGGGAGCGAGACGGGACAGAGCCGGGAGAAGAUCGGGGAGUGAGACAGAAGGAAGAGCCAGGCUGAGCCAGAGAAAGCGAAGGGCGAAGCCGAAGAGAGGGAAGGAAGAGGCCGAAGGCAGGAGGAGCAGAGAGGGCCAAGGGAAAGGAAGGCGAGAAGGUGGAAGAGAGAGAAGGGAAGAGCCGAAGGAAGGAGGACGGGAUGGAGGCAGGGGAGGAAGAAGCCUAGAGGAGAGGGCAGGGAGCCGGCCUCAUGGAAGCGGGGCCAGGGCGAGCCCACCCCUCUGGGAAGGAGGAGCGGAGGGCAGGACAGAGGGUCUGUGUGCCCGGCUGUGGGGAAGGCUCCCAGGGCGCCAGGCCGGCGUGCGCCGGCUGCGGGGGGAAGAUCAGAGGCCCCUUCCUGCUCCGCGUGGCGCCCGACACAGAGUGGCACAUGGGCUGUCUCCGCUGUAGCUGCUGCCGGCUCAGCCUGGCGCACAGCCCCACCUGCUUCCUGCGCGACGGCAGGGUUUACUGCAGAGCCGACUAUCUCAGGCUCUUCUCCACGAGAUGCGCCCGCUGCCGGGAGACCUUGCUGCCCUCUGACCUGGUGUUACGGGCCCGCGGGGCUGUCUACCACCAGGCCUGCUUCCGCUGCUCCCUCUGCCAACGCCGGCUGCUGCCCGGCCAGCAGUUCGCUCUGCGGCCGGACGGGUUGCACUGCCCCAUCCACCAGUGGCCUGGGCAGGAAGGGGCAGGGCCAGAGGUGCCGGUAUCAGCCUGGACCAAGUGGCACCGGUCAGCGACGGGCUCCAGAAUCCCCGUGGCCCAGGGCGGCUCAGGGAAGCUGACCCGCGUCCGCACCGUCCUGAACGAGCGGCAGCUCCAGGCCCUGAGCUCCUGCUAUGCGGCCAACCCUCGCCCUGACGCUGGGCUGAAGGAGCAGCUGGUGGAGCUGACCGGCCUCAGCCCCCGCGUCAUCCGAGUCUGGUUCCAGAACAAGCGCUGCAAGGACAAGAAGCGGAACCUUGUGAGCCAGCUGCAGCCGCCGCCCCUGAGCCUGCAGGGUGCCGUGGGGACCCGGAUGGUGGCCGCCAGCCCGCAGCCCCAGGACGAGGCGUAUGCAUGGAGCCCGGUGGAGGUUCAGCGGGGCAGGCCCUCCUGGCAGCUGGUGAGCGGCACCGAGGAGGCAGGUUUCUCCCAGCUGCUGCGGCUGACGGACCCGGAGCAGCUCGGCUGGGUGGGCUCCGUUCUCCGCUAGAUUCCUGAGCCGAAGUCCAGCGCAGUCAAUGGAAGGGGGGGAUCCACUCCAGUGACUUCCGUGAGCUUUGGGUCAGGCCCCACCUAUACCGUGUGACUUGAGGGGUAAUUCACACCCCCCCUCACCCCCCGGCCCGCCACAUCCACUGGUCACGGUGAGUUCUAGAGACACACGCCCCCUCCCCCGCUGGGUCCAACUCCACGGAUUGCACCUGAACUUGCUCCUCGAGGAUGCUGGCCUCCCUCCCCGGCCAAUGCCUGCAGCUUCCCCAGCAUGCUGCCUCCCCAUCCCCCCCUCUGCUCCCUCCCCCUCUUUCCAGAGGGGAGGCCAGACCCCCCCAGCAGAGCCCACCGGAGGCAGUGAAACUUCGCUGCAGUCCAGGGAGAUCCUGCCCAUUCACCCCAGCUGAGGAACCAGCCGGAACGGGAAUGUUUAGCUCUGGGACCAGCCCGGGGUCUGGAGCAGGGGGCCAUCUCACAGCACUUCCUCCUGGCCUGGCCUGGCCCAGCAGGCUCCUACCUGCUCAGGUUCUUUGCACUCACUGACUCUGGGCACGUCUGCGCAAACCCGCUGCCGCGAGUCACGCUCCCGGGGCCUGGACUCCGACGCCCGCCCCGUCCCCAGGCUUUGCCGCUCCAGGCCCAGCCCCAACAGCGGCACCGGUGUUUUUAGUGCCAGAGCACAAGCCGCAGCCCUGGGCUCCGAGCUCGCUGCCAUGGGGCUCGGCUUGCUGCCCAGACGUCCCUCUGAGACCACGACCCUGCAGUGAGAGUCCCAUACGGGAGACCUGAUUUAGUUAAUUUCCCAGCACCAGACCCUUUGUCCCCACAGCCUCAGCCCUUCAGCUCAGUCCUCCAGCCCUUCCUCCCAGCCUCCUUCCCUGGAUAACUUGGGGUGCUCCCUGGCCAGUAGAGAGCAGCAACUCCCAGGGCUGGAUCCCUUCUCCAGCAUCUCUUCGUCUCUCCCCCAUGUCUCAGCCUCUGCCCUAUUUAUCUCAGAGGCCUGCUGGGGUCACAUGACCCCUUUUCCUCACCUGGGCAGACCAGUUAUCUGUGUCCCAGGUGUUUCUCCUUAAAGGGCCAGCUCCCUUGUCACCCUGCCCCUCUGCUCCAUCAGAGCAAUGAACCUCUCUGGCUGUUUUACGUGCAUCUCAAGAGGGGGGUAGGAUGAAGGACCCUGUACAAAACCCAGCCGGACCGUCCUGUGCUCAAGCUUUGGGAGACUUUGGGCAAAUCACAGCCAAGUGGGAGAUUCGGGGUGGGGGUGCAGUUUGCAGGGUCAAUGCACAUAUUUGGGGCUGAUGGGGAUGUGGUUGU